Cheilinus undulatus (humphead wrasse) is the source of this 9400-nucleotide messenger RNA. RefSeq names its product tensin-like. Gene Ontology annotation, molecular function: protein binding. Lineage: Eukaryota; Metazoa; Chordata; Actinopteri; Labriformes; Labridae. The record is from RefSeq and is a predicted model, not a curated record. The transcript is spliced from 33 exons. Gene Ontology annotation, biological process: fibroblast migration. The coding region runs from base 567 to 5288 and encodes 1573 amino acids.
GGCUUUUUGCUCUCUCGUUUUGGGUACCGGAAUCAUAAGGAGCCCCAAGCCACUUUCUUGGCCUUAUAUAGCGUGUUUCAAAAUUUCUUGGCAGUUAACGAGGAGGAACCGUAGCCAGAAGUAUAAAGACUGAAUCCUGGUCCAGUCCAGAGGCUGCACAGACAUCCACAUGAGGCACACAUAUACACAGAAUCAAGUUCAGUAGCUCUCUGGCACGCGUUUGGGAUUACUGCUGUUGUUUUGAGCGAGAGGGCCGACGAAGGAGGAGGAGGAAAGAGUCUGUAUUUGGUACUCCCUCUCUUGCACUCUUUCUCUCCCAGAGGGGGGUCUGAAGGAAGCUAGAAUGCAGAGGUAGAAACAAGGCAGAGGGGGAGAGAAGAGAGAGUGUGAGAAAAAGUGGCACUGGUGCACAGGUCACCACAUCAUGUCAAACGACUACCAGCUAUGAGCCGCCUCCCACUCCUCAGCUGCCAUUAAAGCAUGUAGAUACACCGGGAUCUACGAGGUCUUGCAAGAGUGUGGAGAUAAGGCGAAAGCAGUCGAGGAGUCAGAGUGUGGUUCAGGCCAUGGAGGAGAACUAUGAGGUCGACUUGGUCUACAUCACAGAGAGGAUCAUCUCUGUCUGUUUCCCCGCCAGCGCUGAGGAGCGCAGCUACAUCGCACACCUCAAGGAGGUGGCGACGAUGCUGAGGUCCAAACACGGCGAGCAUUAUCUGAUGCUAAACCUCAGUGAGUGGAGGAGCGACAUAACAAAGUUGAACCACAAGGUUCUUGAGUUUGGAUGGCCAGACCAUCAUGCACCAGCGCUGGACAAGAUCUGCAGUAUGUGCAAGGCUAUCGACACGUGGCUCAAUGGAGACCCACGUAAUGUAGUGGUUCUACACAACAAGGGGAACAGAGGUCGAACGGGGGUGGUCGUGGCUGCGUACAUGCACUACAGCAACAUAUCUGCAAGUGCUGACCAGGCGUUGGACAGGUUUGCCAUGAGGCGAUUCUAUGAGGACAAAGCACUUCCUGUGGGUCAGCCGUCACAAAAAAGGUAUGUGCGAUACUUCAACGGCCUCCUCUCUGGACACAUAAAAAUCAACAACAAGCCUCUGUUCCUGCAUCACGUCAUAAUGCACGGCAUUCCUAAUUUUGAGUCCAGAGGAGGCUGCCGUCCUUUCCUUAAGAUCUACCAGGCAAUGCAGCCAGUCUACACAUCAGGAAUAUACAAUGUGCAAGGAGACAGCAACACAAGUAUCUGCAUCACAAUUGAACCGGGCCUGCUUCUGAAGGGAGACAUCUUGCUCAAGUGUUACCACAAACGGUUCAGGAACCCGGCCAGAGACGUGGUGUUCAGGGUGCAGUUCCACACGUGCGCCAUCCACGACCUCGGGGUUGUUUUCGGGAAGAGCGAGCUCGACGACACAUUUAAAGAUGAGAGGUUUCCAGAAUAUGGGAAGGUGGAGUUUGUUUUCUCAUAUGGACCUGAAAAAAUCAAAGGCCUCAGCCACCUGGAGAACGGCCCCAGCGUCUCCGUGGACUACAACACCCAGGACCACCUGAUCCGCUGGGAUUCUUAUGAGAACUUUGAACAUCGCUGUGAGGACGCUGCAGACGGCGAGCACGAUGCUGGUCAUACCCAAGGUCCACUUGAUGGAAGCCUAUAUGCCCGAGUCCGCAAGAAAGACUCCCUGGAGGGAGUUGUCACCAUCAACGGCCUCCCAGUCCAUGAAAACGCCUUGACAAAUGCAGAGAACCCUCUACAGCACCCCAGCCAUCCCCUCCAAACCACUGAGCACACUCUCCCUGUGACAGGCCACGCCUCCCUCCCUGCCGUCGACCACACUCUUUCCGUAAGCAGCGACUCAGGGAACUCUACCGCAUCCAUCAAGACUGAUCGUACAGACGAGCACAGCCAGUCUUUGCAGAGCGCUGCAAACCACAACAACCAGACAGCAACCCACCCGUCGCUCAGCCCCCAGGAGAAAAGAGAGCUCGAUCAGCUUCUCAGUGGCCUAGAGGCACCAACACAACGCCAAGCCUACCUGUCCACGUCUACGAGUCCAGGAGGAGGGGUGAGGCACCUGGUUCCAGCGCAAGUGCAUGUCAACGGAGGCCACACGAGGAUCGCUGGAGCCCCUUUAACAGACGAACGAGAGACAGAUAUCCUCGACGACGAACUACCAAAUAGCCAAGAGGGCAACAGUGUUGACAGCUUGGGCACUCUCUCAUCCCUAGAGGGUCAGGCAACACCAGGUGACUACUACCAAUCACAGACGCCAAGCAGCAGGCAGAACGACGGGCCUUACCUUGAGAGAGGCGUCCUUGGAGAAAAGUUAAGUGAGAUGCCUGUGCAUGGAGUAAGAACUCCCACAGCGAUGCAAGAGAGGUCUACAGACUCUGCAUCGCCACAGGGAGGCUACAACAACUACCAGAACGGAGGAGGGAUGUACCGGUCGCAGUCCUUUGGGAAUCCGCCAGCAGGCAGUCCUGAAACCAACCCUAAACUGAUGCCAAGAGCUCCAGAGCGGAGCACCAGUAGCAGGGAGGCUGUUCAAAGAGGUCUCAAUGCCUGGCACCAGUACAGCCUCCCAGAUGAUCCCUUUGGACCUCCUCUUCAGUCGACCCACAGCUUGCCCCACUUCCCAGCCUCACAACGGGAUAUUGAGCAGUCCAUUGAGGCUCUCAACAUGCUUAUGCUAGACCUGGACCCAAUCAACUCGCACAUGUCCAAGUCCCACAGUGCACCUCCUGGGGAGAACAGCUUGAACUCGUCCCAGGUGCCCUUCUCCCAAACCCUUGCCAGACCAUCAUACCAAGCGGACUCCGCCAUCCACGGAUACAACAACUCUGGACCUGUCAACAACUCCUUCAAUCAGCCAUUGCGGCCAACUGGAAGAGUCUCAGCAUUGCCUAACCAGAGCCCCGUUAUGGAGUCCCCGGUGUAUUCCAACCAGAGGUCCAACGCAGGCUACCAACACCAAAACACCACCCCGACGCACACCCCAGAACCUUACAUCCACACACGCCAAGCAGCCCACAACUACCCAACAGAACCGUCUUCUAAUUUCAACCAGCAGGCACAAGGGAAGCCUGCGAACUCGUACCCGGGUGGCGGGGUUUCCCAUUCGCCAGACCUGCGGGGUUCAUCUCCUUACCCGGGCUACAGUGCCUCUUCCUCCCCGCUCCCUGCACUCACCCCUCAGCCUAAGGAUACAUCCUCUACGUCCUUGCCAAGAGAACAAGAUGCAGAGGAGGAGACGCUGAACUUGGAGGGCCUGGUGGCUCAUCGAAUAGCCGAGUACAACGCUCGUAUCCGGGGCAUCAGUGAAAGCAUGACACCGCAACAAUCUGACCGCCAUCGCUCCUAUUCCUUCUCUGGCGUUCGCUCCCGAGGAAUGACCCCUGAAGUGACGCAGGAAACAGGACGGCGUCGGACCACCAGUGAGGGGCAGUACCAGAGCCCUACACCGCCAGUAGAUUCACCAGACUUCGCCCAAAAUUUGGCUCUCAACCCAGGAGGAAGACCAAGAGAGGGUCCCAUGCAUAGUUACCGUGAGGCAUUUGAGGAUGCGAAUGAGGCGGACCGCUUUGCCAACAGCCCCACUUUCAGAGGCGGUGGUGAGAUUUCCCCUCAGACCCCCAGCUUUCCCGUGUCGCCACAGACUCCUUACUUCAACAUGUCUCGUUCUCCUCCUGGUUUGGCCAAGACUCCUCUGUCAGCACUUGGACUGAAGCCUCAUCAGGGUGGAUCAGACUCUGAAUCUAAUGACGGAGAUCAAGAUAACCGUAACUUUGGUGACUCCAGGGUCCAGCAGUUCAACGCUCCCCUCUCCUCCAGUAGCCCUGUCAACAGCACUGAUGGAAGGAGAAUUGGUUCCUCAGAUAGCCCUGCCCCCUCCCACCCUCACAGACUCGACUCCCCUGAAGGCUCCCAGGUCAACAUCAUGGGCGUCCACACUGUCCCCGGCAGCCCCAACACCCUCCACCGCACCGUGGCCACCAAUACGCCACCCAGCCCCGCCCUCCAGAGACGCCUAGGCCAAGCCAGCCCCUCACUGACCAGACACGCUCCUCCUGUUGCUGGCGCCAUCCCCUCCAGCCCUCUGAUCGGCCGGAAAGCAGCAGCAACAGCCGCCGCUGUGCCUCCUAGCCCUCUGAUGGGUCGCCGCAUGGCACCCAGCGGCCAUGCCACGCCUGACGAGAUGGGUGCCGCUUCGAGACAAGGGAGCGCCCAACCACCUGCAACACCCGCCUUCCCCGUGUCACCGCAGCUGCCGGAGAAGAGACACAUGUCAAGUGGCGACGCAGAAAGGACAGAUAACAAGAAUCUAACGCCUACGCCUGCAAGCGGAGGAAGCACACCAAAUCUCUCCAGCUCUCACACGCAGCCAGACGUCUCGAAGUCCAUUUAUGAUGGUUAUCCAGACAUUAAGAUGAAUGUGAAGUUUGUCCAGGAUACGUCAAAGUUCUGGUACAAGCCGGAUAUCUCCAGAGAGCAAGCCAUCAAUCUGUUAAAGGACAGAGAGCCUGGGGCAUUCAUCAUUAGGGACAGCCACUCCUUCCGUGGAGCAUACGGCCUCGCCAUGAAGGUGGCCUGCCCACCGCCAACAGUCCAGCAAAACAAGAAAGUUGGUGACAUGACGAACGAGCUGGUAAGGCACUUUCUCAUCGAGACGAGUGCCAAAGGCGUCCGACUGAAGGGAUGUCCCAAUGAGCCCUACUUCGGUUGUCUUUCUGCUCUGGUGUACCAACACUCCAUGACUCCUCUGGCUCUGCCCUGCAAGCUCAUGAUCCCCACCAAAGAUCCGAAUGAAGAGGCAUUGGAACUUGCCACCCCCACUGAUCCUGUCGUUGAACUUCUAAAGCAAGGAGCAGUCCAGAAAGUUCCUGAAGACGCUCAUGCGUGCAACGUCCUCUACAUCAACUCAGUGGACAUGGAGUCUCUCACGGGGCCUCAAGCUGUCGCCAAGGCUAUCACUCAGACCCUGUCCACCAACCCGCUGCCCGCUGCGACCACCGUCCACUUCAAAGUGUCCUCGCAGGGCAUCACACUCACAGACAGCCAGAGGAAACUUUUCUUCAGGCGACAUUACCCCAUCAACACGGUGACCUACUGUGACAUUGAUCCCCAAGACAGAAAAUGGGGUAAAGAGGGAGGAGGCUCAGUGAGGCUUUUUGGAUUUGUGGCGAGAAAACAAGGAAGCACAACAGACAACGUUAGCCACCUGUUUGCCGAGCUGGACCCCGACCAGCCAGCCUCUGCCAUCGUCAGCUUCAUCUCCAAAAUAAUGAAGCGGUGAAACCCCCUGAGAUGUGCAAAUGGCGUUGGCCAUUUUUUGAAAUCCUCCUUCCUUCCUUCGUCGUUCGUUGGUGUUUUCUUCGCCAGGACUCGAUGAUGUCCUUUUUGUUUCUGUUUCCUGUUUUUUCCCCUUCUCUCUCUCUUUUUCGUCUCUCUGCCUUGCUGGUUUGUCUUGACUUUUUUGGAAGUGGAAAUGAAGCGCUAGUGGACGUGCCAGGUGGAGCUGCGAACGUGACAAACAUGAAGGCAACCGAAGGGAGAAAAUUAACUCACAGGGCAACCUGUAAUAGAAGAAAAAAGCUAGCUAAAGUACUUAGAGAGGCGAAGCUAAGUGCAGUCAGGAAACGCGUAAGGACUUGUACGUUUCAGGGUUUUCUGUUGUCGUUUUUCGUCGAUUGAUUUACCAAAGGUAGUCGCAACACAAGUGCAAGAAUGAUGUAGCUAUUAAGCCAUUUUUAUUUCCUCUUUUAAAAGAUGAAGUGUCGACAAAACAAAGGAAAAAAAAAAGAACUCAUCUUCAGGAAAAAAGUGAGCCUUGACGGCUUUUAGCAAAAUCUGAAGACCUUAUGCAUGUUAGCUUGAUCUUUAAGCUCGGUUCUUCUACCUUCCACACAAAAAAAAAGAGAAAAAUCAUUGUGAAAACCUUUAGAGUGGUGAUUUCUGGGUCUGUUGUGUGUUUUGGAAAGGGCUCUGCAGUGAAACAACGACUGAUUUAAAACUGCGCACAGCAGACCGGACUGGGAAAAAAAAAAAGAAAACACGCCACGCUAAACGAAAAAAAAAAAUCACCGCACUUUGCAUCGGUCCAAGCCUGAAAUCUCUUGAAAGUGAAAUAUUGCAUCAACUUCAAAAUAAGAGGAAGACUUUGUCCACAAGAUGGCACCACUCACUCAGGCUUGGACCUUCCCCUCUUCCUCCUUUAGACUCCCAUCACCAACUGCUUGAAACACACUGGAAACCACCAGGGACUAACCCCACUCUGGACCUAUGCACUGUCUUCUUUAUGCAUGUUGUUGUCCCGAGACUUGCACCACCCCUCCUCUCUCUCCAUAGCCACAUUCACUGAAAACAUUCUAUGCUUUGUGCUAAAAAAGAAAACAACGUAAAAAACCUUAAGACACGUACACGGAAGUUGUACGACUUGUCGAAAGACUGCAUGAAUAGAAACAUUUUUGUACGUUAAAAGAAGAAGUAGACAAACCCAUUGUUGAAGUAGUGACAUGAUGGUGAGAUGCUAUAUUUUUCUUAUUUUUCUUUAAUUUUUUGGUCCAUUUGAGCCAGGGUUACCUUUCACUGUAACGAAGACAGUCCGAUUUUUUCAUUUUUCCGUCUCACAGUGUCGUCGAAAGUCACAUUUAGAUACUUUUAGGGCAAAAAAAGGAAAGGAGUUUCCACACUGUGCGCAAAUGCCUGCUUCUGAACACGCUCAACCAUCACAAUAAGCUAAGGAAAAAUUGAUAUUGAUAUAAAUGUACAUAGAUAUACUACUUUGAAAGGUGACAUAGCGAAAAAGUAUUUAUUUUUGUUGCUUUGGUCCCUCAUGAUUACUCAUAUAUACAUAUAUUGUACAGUCUAGAUAAAGAAGAUUACCUAAAUGGGUCGAGAAAAAAUAUAGACUUAUUUUGGCUAAAGAUUUCAAAGUCUGACGAUUUUGAAAUGUGUUUGAAUAUAUGGUGUACAUUACUUUGUACAUGUAUAUGUUUGUUUUUUUUUUGGCUCGUCAUGUUUUUGUUUUGUUUGCGUUCUCUCCGAACGAGGUAGGGCAUGAAUGCGAUAGACGAAAUUGCAUGGACUGACGCAUUUUUUCGACAGCAGAAAAAUGCGCCGUAGCUGGUAGAAACUCAAAGGUUAAGAUGACGAUUUUAGCAAAAGGGAAGAAAAAUUAAACCUCAAAUGCAAUAUGAAAACAGCUGUAUGCACCCAUGACAGUUACUUUUAUAAUUUUGCCAAAGAUUCAAACACUUUACAUCUAUGCCGACUGGCUGCAUGUUGCUUUUUAUGUUCCAUUUUUUUGUGUUUCACACGCAGCUUUUCAUAGCAAGAAGUUUAACCAGUCGGGACUCAUGGAUACCAGGUUAUUUGCCAUAAAUGUUACAAGGGGCCUUUUUAGAUUUACAUUUAUCUACAGGUGAUUUAUUUUUUCCUUUAAGUGUAAUGCUCUGAAAAAAGUGGCAAACAGGCCUGCUGGACAAACAAAUUUUCCAGUGAUAUCUAGCUGCAGACCAGGAGCACAAGUCCCCUAGUGUGACAAAAGCCAUUGAUGGCAGUGAUGUCAUGAUAAUUUAAAAAAACCUAUUUACAAUACAUUAGCUUCCCUCAGAAUAAAGCUAACAUUAACACACUCCGAUUUAGUCCAGCUGUAGCCCCUGGCAUGACAAAAGUCCCCUGAAAUAUUAAAGCAAUGUAAUGAGAAAAAAGUUUAAAACAUAUUUGAUAACCUAUUCUCCACCCCUAGGAACACAGCUGGCAUUAGCACACUCCAAUUAUAUCCAGCUCCAGGCUCAGAGCCCAAGCACCUGGUGUAAAAAAGAACCCUUGUUGUGACAAAAGUCCUGUGAUGCAACAAAAGUCCCCUGGUCAUACAUAAUCUCCCUGGUAUGAUUAAAGUCCCCUGUUAUGACAAAAGUCCCUUGGUGUGACAAAGGCCCUGAUUUGAUUUAAAGAAAAAAAAAAUCCCCUGGUGUGACAAAAGCUCCUUCAUAUGGCAGAAGCCCCCUUGUGCAACAAAAGUACACUGAUAGGCAAAAGCCCCCGGGUGCAAUUAAAGUCUCCUAGUAAAAUAAAAUACCCCUGACAUACAAAAGUCCCCCGGUGUAUAAAAAUUAUCUAGGGUAUUAAAGUCCCUUGGUGUACCUAAAGUCCCCUGGAAUGACAAAAGUCCCCCUGAGUGACAAAAGCCCUAAUUUGUGACAAAAGUCCGCUAGUAUGACACAAGUCCCCUGGUGCAACAAAAGCCCCCCUGGUUUGAUAAUGCCACCUGCCGGAAUAAAAUCCCCCUGGUUACAUAAAUUGUGCCUGUAAGGACAAAAGCCCUCUGGUAUGACUAAAGUCCUCUUGUAUGGAAAAUGUCCCUUGAUGCGAAAAAAGCUUCCUGGUAUGACAAAAGCCACCUUGUAUGAAAAAGUCCCCUGGUGCGACAAAAGCCCCCUUGGUUAGCAACAGAGAAACCAUACUGAAACACAGAAAAGCUAUAAAACAUCAUUUUCAGUGAUUAAAAAGCUUUAUUAAAAAUGAAUUUGUUUUUACUGUUUUAAAUUCUAAAACCUUGGUAGCUUGUUUCUAGCCCAACAACAAAGUAUGGGCUAGAAAAACUAUAAAUAAUAAAAUCCUGAUUUACAUAGUUGACUGGCUGUUGAGUGUGGGAGGACAGCAUAUUGACUUUUAGUUUAGUAAGCAGUAAAGAUGUCAAAAGCAGUCUGAAUCCAUAAAAAUAAUCAUCAUGUACGUCACUUCUGUCACGCCAGAGGCUUUGUCACAUCAGAAGCUUGUGCUCCUGGGCUGCAGCUACGUGCUACUUAGAAUCUGGAAGUGUAAUCAAAGCACUUAAAUUCACAAAAAUAAAGGAUGGCAAAUUCUGUAAAGCAGGUAAAGAUGGACACAUCUCACCUUUAUGCUAAGAGCUCCACAGCUGCAGCUUUUUUUCUUUGUCAGACUGCCAAAGGUGUCUUCUCUGACCCCGUUCGAAGUCGCAAUUUAUUUAUUCUUAUUUAUUCUUUUUAAUUUUUUCAAGGUUUCAUUGUCGCAUUAUCACGACGGUCAGUGUUAACGAAUGGAGGAAUGUAUGGUGGCGAUUCAUUCAAAGCAAAGAGGUACAAAACACAAAAAUCCACUAAAAAAAGUCAGAAAAAAAAAAAAAAAAUGCUGUAUGAAUUAAAAAAUAAACCCAAUUUUGUAUUGCACCUUUUUGUUCUGAGUCAAGCGUCACCUCUGUGAAAAAGACUUCUGUGACCCCGCUGUACACAUGAUGGGACUUAUUGUAUGAAUGUGCUUCUAUGGAUGUACAAAAAGGGUCUCAGAUUUUGUUUGCGCUUCUCAUUUACAUUAUAUUGUCAUGGCUUACCUGUUCCUAAGGAGAAAAAAAACAUUAAAGCAAUACAAAUCAGUUACAUUCAA